This is a messenger RNA of Manacus vitellinus (golden-collared manakin), 1696 nucleotides long. Its product is annotated as natural resistance-associated macrophage protein 2. The annotation marks the transcript as partial. The record is from RefSeq and is a predicted model, not a curated record. The transcript is spliced from 14 exons. Gene Ontology annotation, biological process: metal ion transport. NCBI's taxonomy places the organism in Eukaryota, Metazoa, Chordata, Aves, Passeriformes, Pipridae. Gene Ontology annotation, cellular component: plasma membrane. Gene Ontology annotation, molecular function: cadmium ion transmembrane transporter activity; manganese ion transmembrane transporter activity; iron ion transmembrane transporter activity.
GGGAAAAGGAGGAGCUCGGUGGUGAUGCAAUAGGAGAGCUGGGCCAAGAGCUGCCCUGUCUGAGCCCAGAGCGCUGGGACGCUGCUCCCGGAGGGAAAUGUCCCGUGGGGAGAGUGGGAGAGAGAGCAGGACUGGGAGUGAGAACAGGAUUGGGAAGGAUGUCUCUGGGGAGCCCGGGGGACUCGGGGGGGUGGUCAGCACCAUCUCCAGCAGCAGGAGCCCCCUGCAGCCCCCCGAGGACACCGAGGAGGAGCCCUUCACCACCUACUUCGACAGCAAGAUCCCAAUCCCCGAGGAUGAGACGCAUUCCUGCUUCAGCUUCCGCAAGCUGUGGGCGUUCACGGGCCCCGGGUUCCUGAUGAGCAUCGCUUACCUGGACCCCGGGAACAUCGAGUCCGACCUGCAGUCCGGGGCCGUCGCCGGCUUCAAGCUCCUGUGGGUGCUGCUGCUGGCCACGGUCAUCGGGCUGCUGCUGCAGCGCCUGGCGGCGCGGCUGGGGGUGGUCACGGGGCUGCACCUGGCUGAGGUCUGCCACCGCCAGUACCACAAGUUCCCUCGGAUCAUCCUGUGGCUGAUGGUGGAACUCGCCAUCAUCGGCUCGGACAUGCAGGAGGUCAUCGGCUCGGCCAUCGCCAUCAACCUGCUCUCUGUGGGCAAGAUCCCGCUCUGGGGGGGGGUGCUCAUCACCAUUGCUGACACCUUUGUCUUCCUCUUCCUCGACAAAUAUGGCCUGCGGAAGCUGGAGGCGUUUUUUGGGUUCCUGAUCACCAUCAUGGCACUGACCUUUGGAUACGAGUACAUCACGGUGAAGCCCAACCAGGAGAAGGUGCUGCAGGGGCUGUUCAUCCCCUACUGCAAGGACUGUGGGACGCCCCAGCUGGAGCAGGCCGUGGGCAUCGUGGGCGCUGUCAUCAUGCCCCACAACAUGUACCUGCACUCUGCCCUGGUCAAGUCCAGGCAGGUGGAUCGCUCGAACAAGCGGCAGGUGCGAGAUGCCAACAAGUAUUUCUUCAUCGAGUCGUGCAUCGCGCUCUUCGUGUCCUUCAUCAUCAACAUCUUCGUGGUCGCCGUCUUCGCUGAGGCCUUUUUCAACAAGACCAACGCGGACGUGAACCAGGUCUGUGUCAACUCCAGCAGCCCCCACUCCUCGCUCUUCCCCAACAACAACGAGACACUGGAGGUGGACAUAUACAAGGGGGGCGUUGUUUUGGGGUGUUACUUCGGCCCUGCCGCUCUCUACAUCUGGGCCAUCGGGAUCCUGGCGGCCGGGCAGAGCUCCACCAUGACGGGCACCUACUCGGGCCAGUUCGUCAUGGAGGGGUUCCUGAACCUGCGCUGGUCCCGCUUUGCCCGGGUGCUGCUCACGCGCUCCAUCGCCGUCACCCCCACCCUCUUCGUCGCCAUCUUCCAGGACGUCGAGCACCUGACGGGCAUGAACGACUUCCUCAACGUCCUCAUGAGCCUCCAGCUCCCCUUUGCACUGAUCCCAGUGCUCACCUUCACCAGCCUGCCCACUGUGAUGCACGACUUCGCCAAUGGCCUGUUCUGGAAGGUGGCCGGGGGCCUCCUGAUCCUCCUCAUCUGCAGCAUCAACAUGUACUUCGUGGUGGCCUACGUGAGGGACCUCCACAACCUGGGCCUGUACAUCGGGGCCGCCGUGCUCAGUGUCAUCUACCUGUCCUUCGUGGCCUACCUG